AUGAAGCUAGACAGGCGCUGGAUGUGGCGGAUACUGUUCCUCUUUGCCCUAACUGUGGCAGUGGUACUGACACAAAAGCACUCCGAGCUGGACCAAUCAGAAGUCGAUGAAGAGAUUGGCUUGGAGGAGGAGGAAACUGAUCAAUUAGUCUUUGGGGAGGAAGAAGAGGAGGAGGAAGAUGAAGAAGACGAAGAAGCAAAACAAACAGACCAUAAAACCAAAGCCAUUGACGAGGUUUCCUUUCAAGUAACAUAUGAGACACCUGUGCCCAUUGGAGAUGUCCACUUUGCUGAGACAUUUGAUGAUGGCUCAUUUGGCAGAUGGCAGUUGUCCAAAACUGUGAAAGAAGAUGCAGAUGAUGACCUCACCAAAUAUGAUGGAAAAUGGUCUGUGGAGCAGCUGAAGGAGAACAAAAUUCCAGGAGAUAAAGGAUUGGUGCUCAAGUCCCGUGCCAAGCAUCAUGCCAUCGCCGCUAUGCUUGACAAACCUUUCAUCUUUAAGGAUGAGCCCUUAGUUGUACAGUACGAAGUUAAUUUCCAGGAUGGCAUUGACUGUGGUGGGGCUUAUAUUAAACUGCUUUCAGACACCGGAGAUAUAAAUCUGGAACAAUUCCAUGAUCGCACACCCUACUCCAUCAUGUUUGGACCCGACAAGUGCGGUGAGGACUACAAGGUGCACUUCAUCUUUCGCCACCAGAAUCCCUUGAACAAAGAUAUUGAGGAAAAGCACGCAAAGCGAGCUGCGGUUGACUUGAAGAAGUUCUACACUGACAAGAAGACACACCUCUACACUUUAGUCUUAAACCCAGACAACAGCUAUGAGAUAUUCAUUGACCAGUCGAGUGUGAGUCGUGGCAACCUGCUGAAUGAUGUGGUCCCUCCGGUCAACCCUCCUAAAGAGAUCGACGAUCCAAAUGACUCCAAACCUGAAGAAUGGGAUGAGAGGCCCAAGAUUCCUGACCCAGAUGCUUCCAAGCCUGAUGACUGGGAUGAGGAUGCACCUGCAAAAAUAGAAGACCCAAAUGCAGUGAAGCCAGAGGGCUGGCUGGAUGACGAAGCUGAAUAUAUCUCAGAUAUGAAUGCUGAGAAGCCAGAAGACUGGGAUAACAAGAUGGAUGGAGAAUGGGAGCCACCAAAGAUCCCCAACCCAAAGUGUCAAAGUGCUCCAGGCUGUGGUCUGUGGAAUCCGCCCAUGAUUAACAACCCUCUUUAUAAGGGCAAGUGGAAAGCCGCACUGAUAGAUAACCCCAACUUUCAGGGAGCCUGGAAGCCUCGUAAAAUCAUCAACCCAGAAUAUUUUGAGGACCUGCACCCAUUCAAAAUGGCACCUUUCAAAGCCGUGGGCUUAGAACUGUGGUCCAUGACUUCAGAUAUAUACUUCGACAACUUCAUUGUCACCACCCGCAAAGAAGUUGCUGACCGUUGGGCCUCCGACAGCUGGGGCCUAAAGAAGUUGGUAGCCAGUGCUAAUGAGCCUGGGAUUUUUGCCCAGCUGAUGAUUGCAGCCGAAGAGCGCCCAUGGCUCUGGGUGGUCUAUAUCCUGACAGUCGGUCUGCCUGUUGGACUUGUUGUGCUCUUCUGUUGGCCGAAGAAACCAAAUGAUUAUGUGUACAAGAAAGUGGAUGUGCCGCAGGCUGAUAUAGAAGAGGAGGAAGAGGAAGAAGAGGAAGAAGCAGCAUGCAAGGAUGAUAAAGAUGCAAAGGCCGGCGACGUAGAAGAAGCUGCAAAUUUCCAGUUGAAGGCAACACCAUGCUGUGUCAAGAGGUUACUGGAAGAAGAGUGGCCUUGA
Nerophis lumbriciformis (worm pipefish) is the source of this 1788-nucleotide messenger RNA. The record is from RefSeq and is a predicted model, not a curated record. Lineage: Eukaryota; Metazoa; Chordata; Actinopteri; Syngnathiformes; Syngnathidae.